Molecule: messenger RNA, 1511 nt
Organism: Lobosporangium transversale
Lineage: Eukaryota; Fungi; Mortierellomycota; Mortierellomycetes; Mortierellales; Mortierellaceae
Product: Bestrophin, RFP-TM, chloride channel-domain-containing protein
Exons: 4
Coding region: 282-1511 (409 amino acids)
Molecular function (GO): chloride channel activity
Source: RefSeq, a predicted model, not a curated record
CUCACCAUUUGCCAACGUCAUUUUCUCCACUCUCUUCUACUCUCUUUUCUUCUUUAUUUCUACUUGUCCUCCCAUCUUUACUUUUACUUUACUACUUUUUUCUCGCGUAUCCCUCUCUUCUUCUCUUUAUUUGCUCCCUCUUUCUUCACCCUUUCUAUUUGUCUUUUUACCUUUACUUUGCUCUAUUUCCUUCUUAUUUACUUUUCAUCUUUUUUUCUGUGUCUCAUUCUCUGUAUUUUACCCACUUACACUUACAUCUCAUUCUUAAAAAUAUUGCCAAUAUGCCUCGCAAGUAUGGUACUACCGUCCAUGUGAGUAGUAGGCGGCCUUUGAUGUUGCGACUCAAGGGCACUGUCAUCCUUGCCAUCUGGCGGCAGCUCCUCCUCAUCGGCCUCUUCUCAGCUAUUGUCUAUCUCAUCUUCAGGUUUAGCAGCUGGAAAAUGCCAUACUCACUUAGUCUCGUUUCAGUGAUGGGCAUGGUUGUCUCCCUCUUACUGGUCUUCAGAACCAACACUGCCUACGAUCGUUACUGGGAAGGUCGUCGUCUUUGGUCUCAAAUGACGCUCUGUAUCCGUAAUUUGACUCGUACUAUUUGGGUCUGCGUACAAGAAACCGAAACCCGCGACUUGCUUGAAAAGAAAUCAGCCAUUAACCUCCUUGUAGCUUUUGCAUUUGCAACAAAGCAUUACCUGCGUGAUGAAUACGGCUACAAUUAUGAUGACAUGAUCAAGCUUCUCUCUCAUAUUCCUAAAUACUCAAUCCCUACCUCCACUCAACCUAUGGAAUCUAAGCAAGCGCUCGCCUUCGACCUCUUGACACCCACCAAUAUUCCUGUGGAAUUGUCAUACUACAUUGGAAGUUAUAUUAAGAGCUGCAGUAACAAAGGCAAGAUUGACGCUUCCUCCGUGACCGUGAUGAACAAUGCUCUUGUCUCAAUGAUGGACUGCCUAACAGGAUUUGAACGCAUUCUCCGUACACCCAUCCCUUUGGCUUAUUCAAUUCACCUGCAUCAUGCCACUUGGAUCUAUCUCCUCGCUCUUCCUUUCCAACUCGUAUCUAACAUGGGUGCUGUCAUGAUUCCAGCCACGAUGUUGGCUGCUUUUACUUUGCUUGGUAUUCUGGGUAUAGGUUAUGAGAUCGAAAAUCCGUUUAAUGAUGAUUACAAUGAUUUGCCACUGGAUGAUUUCUGCAAGGUGAUCCAAGCCGAGGUUGAUUCAAUGGUGGCAGCGAGGGCCCCUGUGCCUGCAGAGUGGAUUUUCUCGGAGAACAAUUACCCAUUGGUCCAGUCGCAUCUCUCUGCUAGAGAUCUGUCCCUUUUAUCUCUAGAUGAAGUUCAUUCGUUAAUGCAGUCUGAAAACCCUCGUUACACCAAAGAGGAAGAGGAGAAGGAAAAGGCAAGGGUCAAGCAUCAAAAGUCUGCUCAGCCCCAGCGCAAGGAUAAUGAUAACGGUGACGGAAAUAUAAGUAGCGUUGCAGCAAUAGGUGUUGGUGCAGAUACUUCGAACGAUUAA